Klebsormidium nitens is the source of this 1565-nucleotide messenger RNA. Lineage: Eukaryota; Viridiplantae; Streptophyta; Klebsormidiophyceae; Klebsormidiales; Klebsormidiaceae. The record is from the annotation of a GenBank genome assembly.
AACACUCACUGUGCAGAAAAGGUUUCUUCAGAAGCUUGAUGACAUUGUGGUGGGUGACAUCACGUCAUUCUUGAUAUAGCUUCUAUCGCUCUGCUGGCUUGAAAAGACUAAUUUUAAGGGGCAGCGUCCAGCUUUGGGGUCCUGAGAGGUUGACUUAUUCGGCGUGAUCGUAUACAAUUGGCAGCCGCUUCUGUGAUAGUCCAUUGAGGAUGGCCUUGAGGAUUGCUUUCACAACCUUGCGCAGGGUUACAAGGAAGCUUCCAGCAUUCCUGGAAAGACUGGAGGGUUACACUGCUGGGACCACAUUUGACCCCAGCCAUUCAGCCCCCCACUGCUCAACUUGGCAGCGCCAAACCCCCUGUCGCUGGUUUCAGUUGUCCGCCCCCGCCCCUUACAAUCUCGCUACCCAUGUCCCCCAGCCAAAGAGCAAGUCAAUCCUUAAACCUUCCAGGCCUAGAAAGCCUCCGGAGUUUGACAUGCGGGCAUACCUGGCAGAAGGGGGCGCAAAGAAACCCUGGUAUCAGAUGAUGGUUGAGCUGGCGGUCGCGGAGGACCAGGGGUUCUUCCUACAUCCGGCCGACAUCAACCGCCUGGUGCGAAGGUGUGCAAUGGAGGACAAUCACGAGGCCGCUCUUGAAACCUACGUCAACUACCAGGACGCCAAGUUUUGGCCCGGCCGCUUUCUACCGUCGAGGCAAAGGACCGACAUCGCGCUCCGGGCUACAAACAUUUUGUUGGGACUCUUCUAUCACAAUCGGAAGCAGCGGGCAUUGGACCUCGUUGCGGAGCUGAGUGAGGACGUGGGCAGCCGGCACACCCUCUUUGACCUGUUACUCCUCCAAUGCGCUCGAAAUGGCGACGAGUCCGAAGACCAGCGCGGCGACGGGGUCCGGCAGCUCACGGUUAGGGACGGCUUAAGCAUCGUCGACAGCAUGGUUAGCAUCGGGUUACGGCCGACCCGGAUCGGAAUGGAGGCGCUGAUCGACUGCUGCGAUGCAGCGCUGGACGCGAAAAUGGCGGAGGAGAUUGUGCGGCGGAUGGAGAAAGAGUACGGGCUGCCGCCGACGAUUAUAACGCUCGUCAGGCUGCUGCGAGCCUGUGUGAACGCCGAGGACGAAGACCGGGCGCUCCGAGUGCUCAACAGACUCCCCCGGGAGGACGUAAAAACCGUGGACAUGCAGCUGUUCGUCAUGCAGACGCUUCAGCUGCAGUACGAACAGGCGGCCGAGAGCCGGGAGGCCGCCGAGGCGCCCGGGAGUAUGCCCCAGCUGCGUAUGAAGUUAGACGAGCUUCUGCACGAAGUGCCUGUCAGCAGUAGACAUCACGUUCAGUGCAGUAAUCUGAGGUAAUGUUUUCGGUGAAGACAAACUGGCGGGGGCAGCGACUUUGAUCAGCCUUGCCCUUCACUCUGUACAUUCAAGAUCGGCACAACUCUUCUCUGACUCCGUGCAACCUCAACGCUUUGCAGUUUCUGAGAGGUGGGAGCCUUAGAUCCGCAUUCGAAACAUGAUGGGUCAUGGCUCUUGAAUGAUAGACUACCAAGCCUGCGUUAAGGUCAUCCAUGA